Molecule: messenger RNA, 1056 nt
Organism: Penicillium verhagenii
Lineage: Eukaryota; Fungi; Ascomycota; Eurotiomycetes; Eurotiales; Aspergillaceae
Product: leucoanthocyanidin dioxygenase
Exons: 2
Coding region: 1-1056 (351 amino acids)
Molecular function (GO): dioxygenase activity
Source: RefSeq, a predicted model, not a curated record
AUGGCCGAUGGUAUUGAUCUGUCUCUAUUAAAAGGAACUCCCCUUCAGAGAGAACAGACUUCAUCUGCGCUGCUCAAUGGCCUCAAGACACGAGGAGGUGUCAAGCUCAAGAAUCAUGGUCUCUCUGACAAGCUGGUGUAUGAUCUUUUUGACUGGGCGAGUGCAAGAUUUUUUAUCAUUGACCCAAUUUGUCUUCUGACCAUGGUUGACUCUUCUGUGAAGACACGCAAGUUCUUUGCCCUGCCUUAUGAAGACAAGAUGAUUGCCAAGCACCCUCCCAUGGCAAAUCCCAACCGCGGAUAUUGCUAUGUUGGACAGGAAUCCAUUUCAACAAUCAGUGGUUAUGAAAAAGGCCUUCCGCAGGACAAGUUUGUUCGUGACAUUAAGGAAACAGUCGACUUCGGUUCCCCCCGUGAUACGCUGGUGGACAAUAUCUGGGUACCAGAGGAGAAACUUCCAGGUUUCCGCAAGUUUAUGGAAGACUUUUACGAAACAUGUUUCAAGCUCGAGCUCGAGAUUCUUGCUGCACUUGCCAAAGCCCUCGGUGUCGACGAGCAACAAAUGGUGACCCUGCACAACAAAGCUGAGAACGAGUUCCGCAUUCUCCACUACCCAGAGGUUUCCGCAUCGGAAUUAGCCGAUGGAACUGCAACACGCAUCGCAGAGCACACGGACUUUGGCAGCAUCACAAUGCUUUUCCAAGAUUCUGUUGGUGGCCUUCAGGUCGAGGACCAGCAGAAUCCGGGUGUCUUCCGUGGAAUUGAGUCGGCGGAUAAGACAGAGAUCAUUCUCAACAUUGGUGACUCGAUGCAGCGUCUGACAAACGAUACCUUCCGCGCUGCAUGUCACCGCGUCACAUAUCCACCUUCGGUUAAAACGGGUGUAGACGAGGCCGUGAUCCCCGAGCGAUUCUCCAUUGCAUACUUUGCUAAGCCUAACCGCACAGCAUCGUUAUUUCCUUUCAAAGAGUUUAUUACGCCUUCAACACCUUGCCGGUAUGAUGAUUUGAAUGCAUGGGAUUAUCAAAAUCUUCGAAUCUCUAAACUCUUCAGAUAG